This is a messenger RNA of Spea bombifrons (plains spadefoot toad), 1260 nucleotides long. It is a transcript of the gene ADI1, whose product is annotated as acireductone dioxygenase 1. The coding region runs from base 66 to 605 and encodes 179 amino acids. Gene Ontology annotation, molecular function: acireductone dioxygenase [iron(II)-requiring] activity. The record is from RefSeq and is a predicted model, not a curated record. NCBI's taxonomy places the organism in Eukaryota, Metazoa, Chordata, Amphibia, Anura, Pelobatidae. The transcript is spliced from 4 exons.
CACUAGGCAGCUGUGUCCGCGCCAACCCCCUGUGUUGUACACUAACGAGCUCGGUAUCCGUGGACAUGGUGCAGGCCUGGUAUAUGGACGACUCCGCGGAGGACCAGAGGCGGCCUCACCGGCUGGAUCCUGAUCAGCCCGUCACAGUGCAGCAGCUGAGUGAGCUCGGAGUGCACUCAUACAAAUUGGAUGCAGAUAAUUAUGAGAGCGAUCCGGAACUGGCCAAGAUUCGCAAAGAAAAUAAUUAUACUUGGAUGGAUAUAAUAACCAUACAUAAAGACACGCUGCCAAAUUACGAGCAGAAGCUGAAAAUCUUUUAUGAGGAACACCUCCAUUUAGAUGACGAAAUCCGCUACAUUCUGGAGGGAAGCGGAUAUUUUGAUGUGCGGGACAAGGAGGAGCGCUGGAUCCGGAUCUUCAUGCAGAAAGGAGACAUGAUCACGCUCCCAGCCGGCAUCUACCAUCGAUUCACGCUGGAUGAAAACAAUUACGUGAAAGCCAUGAGGCUGUUUGUUGGAGAGCCCAUUUGGACGCCGUACAAUCGGCCUGCUGAAAACUUUGAUGCUCGAACAAAAUAUCUUCAGUUUUUGGAACAAAAAGCAUAAUUUUUAUCUUCAAAAAAUAUAUAUUUUUAAUUACAUAACAGUUGUUUAGAUACAAUAAUUUAGCUCAAGGAAAUUGUUUAAGAGAUAACUUGCAUCUUGUUAACACUAAGGCUGAGAUAUAUCACAAACAAUCCAAUAGCUUCGGGUCAAUAGAGAUGUGAUAGGAUGUUCCAGACAGUUGGACGAAGAUUUCUCUAAUCAAGUGCCUGGGUAACUUAAAUGAUUCAAGUGCGUUUACAUCUCAUCUAAUGGAUAGAAAUGCUUUAUUGAGGAUGAUGAGAUGAUGAUUUUUUUAUGUUCUAAAUGCUAUCAUGACCACGUAUACUGGAGUUUUUGUAAACUGACAGAUUAGAGUAGGAUUCCCAAAAAGACAGAAUCCUAAUCUGAAAACAGUUAUUUUCUUUAAGAAUAAAACAAGUAACGGGAAAGAUGGACAUUCAAGGCCUUCUCCAGAUGUAGGCUCUAGAUUUGAAGCUCGUUUGAGCAGAGCCCUCCUUGCCUGUUUCUGUAAGUCAAAUUGUUAUGUUGUGUCUACCUGUUGUACAGCGCUACAGACUAUGAUGGUGCUAUAUAAUAGUUGCUCACUGGAUCCACUAUACCUAAAGUGUCAGCUUCCAGGAGGAGAAGGUAUGAGCUGGCCUGGUGUAUAGUUCAA